Messenger RNA from Alternaria incomplexa, 2046 nucleotides. RefSeq lists its product as uncharacterized. Bases 1 to 2046 code for a protein of 681 amino acids. The transcript has 4 exons. NCBI's taxonomy places the organism in Eukaryota, Fungi, Ascomycota, Dothideomycetes, Pleosporales, Pleosporaceae. The record is from RefSeq and is a predicted model, not a curated record.
AUGUCGACCGGAGGUGUGGUCUACAAGGACCUCUUGCCUAUCCCGGAUACAGAUCCUACAGAACAUGAGGGGAAGUCUACCACGCUACGGAAUGCGCCUACGGAGAGCCAUGCGCUAGCUCUAGAGGCUGCUAAGUCAGCGCCUCCGGAAGAGAAGGGUGCAGCGCAGAUAGCUCACGGAGAUGAAGUGGUGGACCUUGGAUGGAAUGAGCCCAAGGAACUCGUCGCGAAGCCGCUCGUCGGAGGUCUGGGUAACGAGGACUUGUGGCUGUUGGUCCGACGUUUCAAUAAGCAAAUGUACCAUGUUAAAGAGAUUCCAACAGCGCCUCCUGGGGGCUUGGACAUGAACAUCGCGGAUGAGGAAGAGUUCUCGCCAGACAAGCUUCGCGCCAAUAUCGAACGCUUGUAUAUGACUAUAGGCAUCGGUCUAAUCGGAUUCGGCAAGCACAUCGUUCGCAUCCGCUCAUGGAGAGAGACGCGUCGCACUGCAUGGUUCUGCUCCGCAUACUUUGCCGCCUGGAUUUUCGACAUGAUCGUGCCCUUGAUAACGGUGACUUUGGUUACGCUCAUUGUCUACCCCCCGGCUCGCGGUGCCAUGUUCCCACCAGCACCUAUCGCUCUUGUCAGCUCUACGGGAGGUGUUCAGAAGCCAAAGUCUGGAACCCUAGGCAGUACAGACAGUGCUACUGGAGCACCUGAAAAUCACAAGGGUGAGGCUGUUGAGCAAGAGGCUUCCAAUUUCGUCAACGGCUUUGCGUCGAUAGCGCUAUCGAGCGCGACUGGCAAGCACCCACAGGGAGAGCCUCCAGAUGAAGACUCUCCUGAUAGUAGUGUACCGGACCCUACUAGGCUCGCCAUCGGUGCUGCGGAUGCAAGGGAUCAGGCUGCUGGCGCCAAGCCCAGCAAGCACCACGACAAGACUAAAGUUCCCAUGGAGACUGCCAUGUGGACGAAGAUGAGGCCUAUUAUGCACGGUAUCGCAGAUGUCACAGACACAUGGGAGCGGUUCGCGAAUAUGCUUGAACCAACUCCCCCAUUCCCAAAGAACAGGUCUCAUCUUCGACUCGCAGUCGUAGUGGCACCGCUCGUUCUUGUGUCACUAUUUGUAACAUCGUACAUGUUCAUGAAGGGUGUCACUUUUGGUGCUGGCUUCGGCUUCUUUGGUGACCCUGUCAUACAGCGAGGACUAGCGCUUCUUGACAAGAAGUUUCCUAACUGGCAAAAGCUGCUCGAGCUCCGUAAUACGCUACUCAAGGGUGUACCUACCAACGCCCAACUCACCGUUACUCUUCUCAGAAUUGGCGAAGCGAAUAAAGCGCCACUGCCACCGCCGCCUCAUGUAGCGCAAGCACCAGAAGAGAAGCCCGUCGAUAUCAACGAGGAAGAGUUGCGCGCCACAGGUGCCGACUGGCCACUGAACGCAACACAAGAAGAACUCGAUGAAGCUAUGGCCCACGACCCUACUACUGCGCACGAAACCGGCGGCGAAGAUAUCGACCAAGCCAAAGACAGCAAGCAUGGCAAGAAGGGAACUAAGAUUCUCAACUUCUUCCGCGGCACUGUCAAGGGCGGCGUCGAGACCACCAUGACAGCUGACAAAGUCAAAGCUGCCGCCGGCUCCACCCAUGCCAAGAACAGGCUGGGUGCUGUACCACGCAGGGGAGUUGAUCUCACAUCCGGUCCGGUCGAAUUCAAAGCCCGACAUGAUGGCAAGAAAGGACAUGUGUACAUCGCUACCAAGUCCACGAUUCCAUCUAUCGCCUUUUCCACAGACAAGACUAUCGAGAAGAUUGGUAGCGCAGAUAGAGAGGAUCUGCAUCCGUCCUGGAGUUUACCUGUUGGAGAAAUCAUGGAGAUGAAGAAGGUCGGUGGCUUUGGCUGGAAGGCGAAGUUGGUUGUUGGAUGGGCUAUGGGACGCGAGGUCGCUGAUGGAUUGAUCAUUACUGACAGGCAGCUCAACGAAUACCGCAUAAUGGCGCUUCCAUUGAGAGACGAGUUGUUCAAUCGGCUUGUGGCUAUGGGUGGUCAGAAGUGGGAGUGUUGGUAG